AUGGCAGAAGAGAAGGGGGGAAAACCAGAGCCCUGUAUAGACAAGGCUUGUUUUGAAAUUGAAACUUUUUAUUCGUGUUCCAAAGCUUGGAUUGAACGACUUCUCUUUGAUGAUUUUCAAGAAAGCCGUGCUGUGAAGUGGCAAAGGACUUGGCACACGGGCUGGGUUCUGUCCGAAAAGACAAGUGCUGAAUGCUUGCUCUGUGCUCAGCCGUCGCCCCCACGGCCUGGGUCCUGGAUGUGGGCCACCCUCGGGAGGGCACUUUUGCUUUGGCUCCAGAACCAGCCCUGGUUUUCUGAAAGGAAGCAAAUGGGGAAGUCUCCAGGAAGCAAGAUGCCAUUGCCUCUGGGGAAACUGGUCCUUCUUUCCAGUGUGGUGGCCAGUGGGAGCUGCACCCUUAUAUAUUACCUUAUACGAAAAGCUUUUUCCAGGGCUUCCUAUUACCAGCUAGCAUUGGAGCAGCUGCACAGCUACCCCGAGGCCCUGGCGGCUCUGGGCCCUCCGCUUUUGUCCAUUAGCUCCACCUCACCGACAAGUACAGCUUCGUGGACAUUGCCAAUGCCCAGGUGGCACCUUCAGAAGGUCUUAAAGCUCAAGGGUGGUCAGCAGAUUCCCGUGUUUAAGCUCAGCAGGGACACUGGUGAUGAAGGAGGACAGGUGAUCAGAACGACUCUGCUUUCUCCAAGAGUGGCCUCCCCUCCUCACCGGGUCCCUCCAGGGCCUUGAGCCGGGUGUCCAACACCAGGGGUGACUGUAUGUGCUGGCAUGUGGUAAUUUUGGUAUAAUGUUAAUUUGAACACGGUUAUUGCGGGUUUUUAAUUUAAUAAAAAAUGGACAUUUUACUAUAAGUUUAUAAGAAUUUAUCUGCAAAUUCACUAAAAGCAAAGCACAGAG
This is a messenger RNA of Puma concolor (puma), 894 nucleotides long. The record is from RefSeq and is a predicted model, not a curated record. NCBI's taxonomy places the organism in Eukaryota, Metazoa, Chordata, Mammalia, Carnivora, Felidae.